AGUUGCAAACAUUUUGCGGGAAAUUUGGACCGGUCAGAGUGUUUACAAAACAACCUGUGUUUUUGUCAAAGAUAAACGUAUUUUACAAUGAGUACUAAAAAGACCACAAGGGGCAAAAAGGUGAAGGCUGUGGCACCUCAAACUCCACUGGAUGUUAGUCAGAAAGCCUCGUCUGUCGAUCAUUUGGAAUCUGCCGAUUUGUCUGCUAUAGCGAGAGCAAGUUUCAUGGAGGGAAUGCAGCAGAAUUUUGGUAACCCUCUGCACAGCACAGCCAUGGAUGAAGAUUUAAAUGUCUUAGAAAACAGACAGGAGGACAAAGGAAGAGCUACUAAAAGGAAGAGGGCACCUCAGGAAGAGAAACUAAAUUUGGGGUCAAACCUGAGUUCUGCCCCCCAGAAAAGCAGCCAGCCGAUCCUGGCAGCCAGCAGGCAACGGAAAAAUCCGCAGAGUAGAAACAACAAGAAGAAAAAGACUGAAUCAGAGAUUGGGAUGUCCAGCGAUCCUCAGUCACAGCAGGACUCAGAUGCCAGGGCACCUAAGCAGGACCAUAAGGAAGACCUUUCCUCUGAUGAGGAAGAGGGAGAACAGUCAAGCUGGAAACCAUCUCCAAAGACGGCUAGAGUUUCCAGUUUAAUCCGAGCCAAGUUUUUAUCCAACAGUUCCAAGUCCAAGAGAUUGUCAUCAAACAGAUUAAAAUCCGGAAAAUCUUCAUCAGGUAGUGGAUCUGGACAGUCAGAAAACACCAGCAGUGAUGAGCUGAGGAAAGCGAAACAUCACAGUCAGGGAGGAACUGAGUUAGAAGUGGUGCUGGAGGCCUUUCUUGAUUUUUGCAAGCAGUACAGGGAGUCAGAGGAAUCAAAAACAGUCAAACAGUCUAUUGAUUGUUUCUCCUCCAAUGUGAAGGAACAACUGGUGGAAAAGAUCUCCAAGUGUAAGGAGCUCAGAGUUUUAACAAGAGAAAACAGAAAGGCCGCAUCUUUGAUCCGUAAAAAGACACAGAGAAUGUUGGAUGCCAAGAAUGAGCUGAUCAGGGCGAAGAGGCAGCUGGGUCUGCUGCAGAAAGAGAAAGCAGAACUCGAGCACCGGCUUGCUGAUCUGACAAAAAGCCAGACCUUCCUCCAAGACAUCAGAAAGCUCAAUAAAGAGUACCUAAAUUACAGGCUAAAGCAUCCUAAGGAAAAAGAAACGGUACAAGCACACAUUACACAAUCCCAUUUACACCUUCUCACCAGCUUGUUAGGAGGGCCAUCUGGUUAUGUUUUAGGAUUCUGGUGGACAUUAAACUGCAUACAUCUCAAGGCAUGGCCUGAAAACCAGGUCUGUACAAAAUUCAGAAUUUAAUUCAAUUCAAUGAAUGAAUUUGAAUUUGGAUUUGAAUUGACUCUACCCUACAGGAUGUUGAAUUGAAUUUGAAUUAGAAUUACAGGAAGUGGAAUUGAAUUCAUUGCAGUUCAGAGAAAUUCAUUCUUAUCAUGUAUCAGUGAGAAUGUGAUACUUUUAACAUAAAUUUUUCUUUCAAAUGGAAAUACAGACAUUAACAUUAAGCAUACAUUCCAUUAAUGUUGAGUAAUUAGCCAUAUCUUCAUUUCACAGUAAUCAAAUGAAACAAUGUUUUGGUAAAUGCAGUUAUCACUCAUUAAAGUACUUUACAGGGUAACGUUGUUGCAUCUAAUGGUUAACAGUUCGUCAAAUGUUUUGUCAUUGAAGUGGCAUCUCCCUGGCCUGAAUAUCUU
Messenger RNA from Sphaeramia orbicularis (orbiculate cardinalfish), 1733 nucleotides. It is a transcript of the gene cenpu, whose product is annotated as centromere protein U. The coding region runs from base 88 to 1341 and encodes 417 amino acids. The transcript is spliced from 12 exons. Gene Ontology annotation, cellular component: nucleus. The record is from RefSeq and is a predicted model, not a curated record. NCBI's taxonomy places the organism in Eukaryota, Metazoa, Chordata, Actinopteri, Kurtiformes, Apogonidae.